GUUGGCUACUUGCUGACAUGGCGUCUUGAAGUGUAGUGUGGGAUUUCGAUCCUGGCAAGGAUUUCAUCCCUCUUCAAUGCCAACGCCACUGAAAUGCCCAGGUGUUCGGGUGAUGUACGGAAUUCCACCACCUGCUAGCAACCACCAUCGGUAGCCAUGACGUCAGCACUGCAAUCGCAGCGAUUCUGCCUUCGUUGGAACAACCACCAGUCAAAUCUUCUCUCCGUGUUUGAUCAACUAUUACAUGAUGAAUCGUUUGUGGAUGUUACGCUCGCAGUUGAAGGGCGUUUACUUCGCGCCCACAAAAUGGUGCUAUCAGCUUGCAGCCCCUAUUUUCAAGCCCUGUUUGUAGGACAUCCUGACAAGCACCCCAUAGUCAUACUGAAAGAUGUACCCUAUUGUGACAUGAGGAGUUUAUUAGACUUUAUGUAUAGGGGUGAAGUUAGUGUUGAUCAGGACCGCCUGACUGCAUUUCUAAAAGUUGCUGAAUCAUUACGGAUAAAGGGAUUAACGGAAGUGAAUGAAGAAAGAUGUGAUAUACCCUCCAUAACCUCUUCUCUGCUUUCAUCUGUUCCCCCACCUGUUGUGACUACACAUACACCACCACCGCCACCACCACCACCGCCUCCUCCACCACCUCCACAUCUUCACCGAAUACAUCCUCCAACACCAACAGCACAGAAGCGUUCUGCAUCAGCAGCGACUGUAGCAAACCCGUUGUUAGGAUCAGCUCUUACAGCCCCUAAAAGAAAACGUGGCCGUCCAAGAAAACUGUCUGGCAGUAGUGGUGGCACACCGGCAAAUUUACCUGGUGACACUCCUCCUGUUGCUGUUAGAAAUCAAAGCCAGCCAUUGUUAGAUGGUAAUGGUGAAUUGGACCCACCUAUAAAGAUAGCUCAAGCUCCAGAUUCAAUAGUGCAGGGAUCUCCAGAACUGUUGGAAGUGAAUUUUCAACAUUCACCUGCAACAACAUCUGCUUCUUCAUCAGUGCAAAGGCCAACCGAAGGAGAAAAUGGGCAUGGGCCUUCAAGUGCACCAUCUCCGGAGGAUGAAAAAUUAUCAUCAAAGGAUGGUCCUGUCCAGCAAGUUAAAGAAGAGCCUGAACCAACUCCAGGACCUUCAUCACAAGAUCCAGGCCAAGCAUUUACACAGUCCAGUGAUGGAACAAGAGAUCCAACUGAAAGUUUUGCACUUGAUCCACUGCUGACACCAAAGCUUGAGCGGCCACAGAGCAGGGAAGAUGGAUGGAGUGAGGGACCAGAAGACAGUGCAAGCUCUCCCUCUGUACCACCAGCACCUGCGUCUGCUCCACCAGCAGCUCGGCCACCUGUCAAACGACGAGCGCGACGUCGAGCCACUUCUGCCAGCCAAGAUCCUGCAGAACAGCUUACAGAGAUGAGUGUGCGAGGACUUAAUUUGUUUCGAUAUGCAUCCAUCUCGGAGGGUGUUUACCAGUGUACAGAAUGUGCCAAGGCUGAUGUCCAGAAAACAUUCAAGAACAAAUAUAGCUUCCAGCGACAUGCCUUCUUGUAUCAUGAAGGCCAUCAGAGAAAAGUCUUUCCAUGUCCAGUAUGCUCAAAAGAGUUUUCAAGGCCAGACAAGAUGAAAAAUCACAUGAAAACUGUACAUGACUGUUUCAUGCCUAAAGAUUGUGUAUUUCCACUCGGAUUCUUCUUGCCACCAUAACAGAUAGCAUUCAUAAUGAGCAGAUGUUAAUUGUUUAUUAAGACUUCAAAGUUUUGUAUGUGACAGAUCUUUCUAGAUGUUAUUACACAGUAGUGUAUGUUGAUUUUUUAUUUGGAUGUGUCAUGGUAUUUGUGGGAACAAUUGUUUUUUCAUAAGAAAUUGGCAGCCUGUGUGAUACACAACUCAAGAACUCUCAGUACUCAGUGCCUUGAUGAAAGUGAUAAUUCCCAAGCCCAAAUUGCACAUAUGCUUGAGGUUAGGUAGGGCAUUUAGUUCUGCAAAAAAAAAAAAAAAUUGCUUUCUUUUUCAUUUGUUGUGGUUGGAUGUGCCCUACAUAUAAACGACUUUUUAAUCUGUUGUAGAGAGCAUUUCAUUUUCCUGCCUUGAAUUUAUAGUCUUCGAAGACUUUCUCUCUCUUUUCAUUUUUAACUUGUAAGAGUCCCAGGUUUAUACAUGUUGCAUUAGCUGAAUCUUGUAAGUAAUAACUGUCAGUUUCACACUUCAAGAAAGUACCACAUAUACAUCGGCUUUAUCUCACAGCUUCUAACCUUCUGUACCGGUUAAAGAAAAAUUUGAUUGAAAACACCAAAACCUAAAUUAUAAUAAUAAUUACUAUUAUUAUUAUUAUUAUUAUUCCUUAUAAAAAAUAUGAAUCCUUAUGAACAUUUGGUUGUUCAGCUACUGACAAAUGUAUUGACUUACAAGGCAUUUUUUCAUCAUAACAGUUUCUUUCAGUCUGUCUUUCGUACUUGGAAACAUUAAUCAUUUUGUCUUUAUUCAAAUUUGUCAAGAAAACUUUUUAGUACACUCAAAAGUACUGUAUACUUUCUCCUGCCUUUGUUUCGUGUGUUUCUGUUUGCUUGCAAAUAGUACUUUGAAUAUGUGAUUCACUGAUUGUGCUGGUGAUUUUGUCUUUGGUAAAUUUUCUGCGGUAGUCAGACACACUUGAAGUUACAUGUGUGAAAAAUGGGGAAGUUCUCUUUAUAAAUUAGUAUUAUUCUUUCUCCUUUCCAUACAUUUGCCAAAGGACUUUCCAGUAGUUGUGAAGUAAUCUAAUGACAAGUACAAAUUGUGAUGUAAGAAUAGUGUACUUAAUAGCGUAAUGAAAUCACAUAUUACAAACUUUGAUAUUCAUUUGUUCUACGCAGUCUGAUCACCUGUAUCUGAACUGUUUGAAAGUGUAAAGUCAGGCUCGCUCUCUCUGUCUUUUCUAUUGUCUUGUCUGUUUAUCUAGAUACCUACUCCCCACCCCCUGUUCCAAAAAAAAAAAAAGUAUUUUUGUACCAAAUAACCAUUUUUCACUUUGUAUUGGGUGUGGCUGUUAAGAUUGACAAAUACCAAAUUUGUCGCUAUUAUUUGUGGCCAAUUCUUCUCCUUUAACUGUUGUCUUUUCAUGGUGCUUUUGCCUUUAUCACUGCCUAUAAAUAUUUAUAUACAUUAUAUAUAUAUACACAUAUAUAAAAUAUAACUUUCAUAUAACAUGAUUUAUCUACAAAUUAGAGUUAAAAAUUAUUGUUUGUUCGUACACUGUAUUUACAGUGUUGUGAAAAUAUAAAGAAUAUAUUGUUGCAUGUACAUAUCUCUAGAGAUGGUUUGAAAACAUAGGUGGCUAAAUGGUUGCAACUGCGUCAUCUCUAAUCUUUGGAGAGAAGUAGUUGCUGAAUAUCUGAAGACAUUUCAUAACUGACAAUCUUGUAGAACAAAUAUUCAACUUUUAUAUUAUGGAUUAAUGGGCAAAUGAUUCAGUGGUGCUGAACAUAUUUUGUUAGUCAGAAUUAUUAUUGCACUCAUUAGAUAUGCUAGUAUAAUUCAAAAGAACAGAAACUGAAUUGAAACGUACAUACUAAUAUUGCUUGCGUUCUCUUUUUUAAAACUCUUUGAAAACAUUUGUGCCCCAUGAAGUAAUGCAGAGUUUGCCUUCAAACAUCAGUUUGUCUUGCAUUGGCAGAUUUGUUGUAGUAAAAGAUUUUGCUGCUUUGUGAUAUGCUUUCAGUUUUUGUAUCUCUGCUGUAUGGUGACUGUUUCCAUAUUCAUCAUUUACUUCCCCAUCACUGCUAAGAGAAGCACCUUUUCCCAGUAAGAAUUUGUUAAUGUAUUUUUAAGUAACAAUUUAAAUUUUUAUAUAGAAUCGUGUAAGUUCAGGCGAAAAAAUAUUUGUUUUUAACACACAUUAAAUUUUACUAAUUUGACAAAAUCAAUUUGAUAUUAAUGAAAUCUAGACAACAUAAAUAUAUUCAUUUCAAAAACUUAUGUUUUGAAUUUUGGAUAGGAAGUGACAUACAUCUUUCGCUUUUGAACUUGUCACUGCUUUUUAUCAAUUGAGGAACAUGGUUUCUCACUAUUGUGGAUGGUUAGGUUUGUCAUAUUGUUGUUAGCACUGGGUGAGGAAAUGGAUGGAAAGUUGAUAAGGAAGAUUUCCUGUAAAUAAAAAAGCAUGAUCUAUUUUCAGUGCGGGGGAAAUGAUUAUUCAGACAGUCAAAUGUUACACACGUUUUAUUAUCAAAGGUACUGUGAUUCAAAAUUGAGAGGAGCAAUGAGAAAUCCACAAACAUUAACUACAUUUAUGAAAGUAUGAUGACAAUUAUGAGAGCAAAGGUUUUUAGUGAGAAAUAAUUUAAAAGUGAGCCAUUUCUAUUGAAAACACUGAAGUGCCUUUCUGAAUAGACUAACUGUCAAGACUACAUUUCCUGCUUUUUAGUUGUAAGAGCAUUCAGAAUUUCACGUUAUUAAAAUCUGUUGGAAACACAUUUUUACUCAAUAGAUGUGUAUUAAUAAUUACUGUAGACUUUCUUCCAUUCAAUUCAGCUUUACUAUUACCCUUUGGAAGCUUUAUUCUGAAUUUUAUGAACUUAGUGUUUCAGUCUUCAGUCGGUGUUGAGUCAUGCUUUCCAUUUUUAUUGCUUUUCCAUUUUUAUUGCUUUGCUACUCUAAUUCAUAUGUUUAUACUUCCUAUACUGUUAUAUUCACAUGCUAACUUCGCCAUCCGUAUAACUUAGAUUUUUUGUUGUUUUGAAGAAAGUGUCAUCAUAUAGGUUCAACAACAUUGAAAGUCUCUUUCUGUACUUCAUUUACUAAUGGAUAUCCAAGUUUUAAAACCAAAAGAAACAAUGAUUCUGUUCAGGGAAGAGCUCACCCUUACUCCAGUGUUCUUUCAAAUCUGGUUGCUGUUCACUUUCGUCUCACUAGUUGUGUUGCAGAAUAAAGCUGAUAAUCUCCAUGAAGCAAGAAAUUAUAUCAUAUGAUGCCUAUCCCUGUUCUAAAAUUUUUAAUCGUUUGACUAACUUCCUCACAAAGUCGUUUUGUUUGUGCGAUGUGAUAAAGCUGACUUCAUUUAUUUUGAACAAGCACAUCUGCUGUGGUAUAGUUUAUUAAUUGUUGGUAGAAAUGUCCAAAUGUGUUAAAAACAGAUGUAAAUUAAUGUUGUUCAAAACUUCAUCAUGAUUUACCGAGUGCAUAAGGGGACAACAAACACACACACUCACACACACACACACACACACACACACACACACACUUGAAGACAGUUGCCAUUGAAUCAUGUUCAUCGUAUUGGAAAUAUUUGUAAAAAUUCCGGUGAAUAUACAGCAGUUAAUGACUUAAUUUUAAAAUAAGAGAGUUUUAAAGUAAGAAUAUAUAAAAGAUUAUCACAGUGAACUGUAAUAUUAUAUACUUGUGAACAUGUAGUUUUGUACAUAGUAUUGUCUCCUUCAGAAGGUGUUUAAUAUCUUUGUUAUUUAAUCAGUGUUAAUUAUUUCUGCAUAGCAGAGUUUUUCUAAAUAGAUAUUCUAUCACAUUACAGCUGGGAUUAAUGUAUGGAUUUUUUUCUUUUCCCUACAUUCUUUGUUUUUGUUUCCCAUGUUUUCAGUCUAAGGGAAGUUGUUUUAUUUUUCAGAGGGAAAGUUUCGGUUUUAUUUAGAUCCCUUGAGAACACUUAAUAUUUUUAUAGUGAUAUAAUGUUGAAGUUUUUAGGAACUCGGAACUCUUCUUUGUUAGAAAAAAUAUUUAUUGAAAUUAUCAUUAAGCUUCAAGCAUGCAGGAAUGGAAUGAUGUUUCAUUGGUGUUGGACUUCUGUUCUUGCUUUGUUUCAGUGUACUACUUGCAUAUUGUACACAUGGUAGAGCUUUAUUCAGAUUUCUUUGUGAUAAUAUUUCCUGAAGAUGAUUGGGCUGUCUUUGGACAAAUGAAUAUGUAUGUAUUCAUACAUGGCUGGCACAGAUUUUGUAGUUCAUGUUGAGUUUAGUGCAUAGCACCUCAACAAUUUAUAUGUUUUAAAUAAUGUUACCAUAGAAUUAUUGUAAAAGAUUUGAAACUACAAUUGACACAGAGAACCAUCACAUUUGUAUUUAUGUGUUUACUUUAUAGUUUAGUAGUUAGCAUGCCUCUAAGUUUGCGUGAUGUAGCAGACAAUUUAUAUUACUGUGUUAUUGGAAUGAUCUAGGAACAGUGACCUGCAGUAUCCUGUCAACAUAUUUUGAGUGUGGAAGCUGACAGGGUGGCAUAGUGCCUAUGACUUCAAAAUAGCAAAAUCUGUCAUUGGUUGGAGUGACAGCAAUUGUUUUUAUUUCUUUAGUUCCCAUUCGGUACUCUACACUAACACCAAAAAAAUUAAUUUGUAACUUCAUUCCAACACACUGUGGCCCACUGCAAUCACCAUUAUUAUUAGUUUUUAAUAUUUUGUACUGUAUCAGUUCAUUAGUUAUUUGGUUGUUUCACAUAGUUGCCCAAGAGUCAUAUGAAAGUCACAGUGAGGCUUUUGAAAGUUUAAAUUAAAAUUUUGAACAGUCUUAUUAUGCCCUAGUCAUAUUAGGUAAUAGAUGGAACAUUCCUUGACAGUGAUAAACUCAGUUCAUGUCUUUAAUUAUACCAAAGUGAAACUUUGUUGUAUGAUAUGGCAUGAACAGCAAUUAACCAGCUGUGCUUAAAGCAAAGUGUUAUAAGAUUUAAAAUCUUGGAUCUGUUAAAAGUAUAAAAAAAUUAAACACACAUACUGUUGUGUGAUUUUAUUUCUAAUUGUGAUAGAGUAUGUAUAUUGUUAAAAAUCUGCAAGUUGUUUUUAGUGACUUCAUUAAGUUUUGGGACAAGUUUUAGUAGCAAGUAUUAUGUUACUUGGGCAUCAUUAGAUGAUUAUUUGUGAUGUUUCUGUUAGGUGAUGUGUAUCAUGUUCUAAAAGUGGUGCUUCUUGCUUUACAGUAUUUGUUUCUUUUAUUGUUUUGGGUACUUUAAUCUAGGAAAUAUUUUGGUAAUUUUGGGAACCAUGUUGCUCUAGCCCCUGAACUGUUACAGUUUCAUCUGCUACAAGCUGUUGUCAGUUAUAUCAUUCAUUUUUCAUCAGUGCCAUCAGUGUUUUAGCAAAUUCUCUUUCAGUAUCAAAAUAUUACAAAAUUUUCUGGUUCUUGUAAUUUGUAUUUUUGAUCAGAAAUUGUUUUUCAUAACUUUUACAAAAUGUAAAUCAAGUCAGCUUUUCACAUACAUAUUUUUUGUGAAGUAACUGAGUUAGUUUCAUCACUGAUAGUAGGUCAUAAAACAGGCCAGUUAUGUGAAGAUAUUUUCUACUAUGAAUUGCUGUUAUUUGGCACCUUUUUUUCUGUUUUGAAUGUAUAUUUUUGCUUAUACAGUUUGUUGUCUUUGUUUUCAUUUAGAAACAUAUAAUACUAUGUGCAAUCAUUUAUAUUUUAGUGCUCAUGAAUAGGUAAUAACUACUAACCAUAAGUUUUAAAGAGUUUGUAUAUUAUAUGUUGUAUAUAAAGUACAUUAUUAUUAUUAUUAUUAUUAUUGAAAGUGAAUAUUGUAAUACUGGUGAUCCGGAGUUUUCUUUUAUUAUAUGAGAAAAAAUUUAUUGUAGUUACUUUAAAAAACUUUGCAGUUGUUUGAAAGAAAGAAAUUGUUUAUAAUUGAAAAUCUCUUUUGUAAUAAAUUUUCUGCAGAUUUUAUUGGAGGAGGACUAAUUUUGAUAUAAAAGUUUUUGUUGGGUGUGAUUGUAUAUGUGUGAUUUCAUAUGAUCACAUUUAGAAAUUGUCAUGAUGUGCCUGAAGAAAUCAGUAAUAAACCUGUCUGACAAAUUUUCUGAAAACAUUGUACAAGUGGCAUCAUCUGUUGCUGUAAAAAAAAACACUCUCUCUCUCUCUCUCUCUCUCUCUCUCUCUCUCUCUCUCUCUCUCUCCCUCCCCCCCCCCUCCCUCCCUCCCUCCCUCCCAAAAAUAUAUAUAUUCUCUAGUGUCAGGGUUUUCUUUAAAUUACUUGCUAGUUCAGUUACAUCAUGAGAACCAUUGUUUGCAAAAUUCAGAACACCAUGAACCAUUUGCUUCACUUUGUUCAUUACAAUUAUUACAUCAGUUCAUAAACUGUGUUGUAGGUACAUAUCUGUGUAGUGUUCCUCCAGUUAAUUCACUUCUUCCACAUACCACUUCUCUCUGUGCUUCAUGGAACCCUAAUUUUUUGAAAUGCAGAUAAUUUUUACAGAUUAUUUGAAUACUGCAAUGUAAUAUUUUGUCUUCCCUUCCUACUUUAUUUGUAUCUUGAGUACUUAUCAUUCUAUGAUAUCUUGAAUUAAUCUAGUGGAAUGUAAGAAGCUGUAACAACUUUUAAACACAUUUUUAAUCAGUCUGUCAGGUAAUGUUAGUGCAAAAAGCCUUGUAAAUAAAACUUUUUUAAAAUGGUUUUUAGACCGUGUAACAUUUAUUGGUCCUAACCAAUAUAAAGUGCCUGAGAUCAUCUUCUGUGAUAGAAAGUGUAACUUUUGAGAGUCAUCCCUCUUUUAAGGUUCUUGACACCGAGAAAUAUUUUGGUAAUUACUGGAAGCAAACUCAAAACUGUUAUGUGUGUUUACACUUACUGUUCUUUCAUUGGUACAUGUUUCAGUAGCAACAAAUAAGUACCUGCGCGUUAUGACCAAAAUCUUGCUUUAUUAUACACCACAUAGAGAGGAAAGCAUUAAUUAGCUGUUCAGAAACUUACUGAAAGCAGCAACAUGUUUCUAUGCAUAUUGCUUUAAGCACUACACAAUCCACAUCUAGAUAUAAGCUUAGCAAGCAAAAAAAUGUACAUGUCUUAAGUGGAGGGCAUUCAUGCCAGAAUUAAUCACUGCCUGUUCUAUUCACUUCUUGAUGAGGCAAAAAUGGCUGCCUGUAUGCUUCCAUAUGCUACCUAAUCUGUUUACCUUACUCUCAAAAUUCCUCCAUGAAUUAUUUGAAGGCAGUAGAGUUGUUAAACAUAUUAAUGCAAAUAUCAGUGUUGGAUUGGAACAGUAUUGCAUUUCUUAGUUCAUUUCAUGGAAAUUACAUUUAAAUGUCAAGUGACUUCCUUACAAAUUAAAGGGUGUGCACACGUGGAUGAGAGAUGCAUUAAAGUUUUACCCUUCUUAUUUACAGAAUCCUCAAUACUUUUUACAGUGCUGCUUGUGUUAUGACAUUUAUUUACUAUUGAAACUUUUGUUUGAGUAGUGAUACUCAUGAGAGAGAAGCCAUUCCAUGAAUAAUUAUCAAAGCUGCUUUAUAGAUUUAAAGAACUGAAUUACAGUCAGUUUGUGAUAUUACUUGCUGAAAGCUCCAUGAGCACAAUGUGCUACAUUUCCUCUCUAGCUCUGGUGGUACAGGAUGAGUGAUGGCAUCAUGUUCCUGCAGUUUAUACCAGCAUUACAUGUAUUUCCACUACACUCUUAUAUCCUGCUUGUCUGUGCAGCAUUUUAUUUCACUGCACAGUGACUAAAAUGAUUUCUCAGGAGUGUCAGAGUCUUAAAACCAAACAAACUGGGAGUGACAGUGCUAGAGAUCAGUUAUCAAAACACAGUUAAACUUCAGUGCCUACAAAUAAAAAAAAGUUUAUACAGUUUUAACUGUUAUUGAAAUAUGGUAUUCAUUAAGAUUAAUUUUAGCAGAGUUGUGUUCUUGUUAUUACUGCUGUUGAGAAAAUUUAAUAAAACAUUUCAGAAUUUGUAAUAUUUUUGCUGCUUCAUAUAAAUGUUUAACAGAUUUGUUGUACUAUGUAAUUUUGUCUUUGUUACUCACUCAUAGUGCUUUAGAAGUACAGCAUGCAGUCCCAUUUUGAUUAGUGGAUGACAUUGUAUUUAUAUAUUUAGUGUAUAAGAAUCCACAGAAGCCAUCUGAUUUUGUAAAUGGCUCAGAAGUAAUGUGAAUCAUAUUACAAAACAGUCAGUGCAUAUUGUUAUUUACAACAAUUACAAUGGUUUUGUUAGAGAGUUUGCUUUAUAAUUAUAUUUGUAAUACCAGAAACACUGUAAUUUUUCAAAUUAAAAAUAUUGAAUAAAUCUACCUCCAAGGACAUAA
Molecule: messenger RNA, 9968 nt
Organism: Schistocerca cancellata (South American locust)
Lineage: Eukaryota; Metazoa; Arthropoda; Insecta; Orthoptera; Acrididae
Product: protein tramtrack, alpha isoform-like
Exons: 5
Coding region: 157-1686 (509 amino acids)
Biological process (GO): regulation of transcription by RNA polymerase II
Cellular component (GO): nucleus
Molecular function (GO): protein binding
Source: RefSeq, a predicted model, not a curated record